AUGAAGACUUUGAAUCCAAGCCCAGGAAACUGUAGGAAAAAUGGAGUAAUCGGGCUGGGCCUUUUGCCCGAUCAAGGCCCGGCUACUAUCAACAUCAAGCUCUCUCACGGGCUUAACCACUACCAAGUAUUCGUGCCAUUCAGCUCUAGCUUUGGUUAUCUCAAGUCUUUUAUAUGUCAACAAAUUGGUUUGAGGCCCGAGAAGCACAAACUCUUGUUCAGAGGUAGUGAGAAAGAAGACGAUGAGGAUCUACAGACCGCAGGUCUAACGGACUAUUGUGAGGUGUUGCUCAUGGAGGCUGAGGCAUUUGAGCAAGCAAGCCAUGAAGAAGUUGAGUCGAAAGGGAAAGAAGCUGUUUCUGAAGUUAGGAAAGAGGUUGACAAGCUCGCACAACAGGUGUCAUCUUUGCAAGCUCUUGUGGACCGCAGACUUAAGGUUGAAGAUAAGGAAAUCGUUUAUUUGACCGAAAUGCUAAUGAGGCAAUUGCUUAAAUUGGACGGCAUUGAAGCCGAAAGAGAAGGGAGAGUCGAGAGAAAGAUGGAGGUUCGUCGAGUCCAGAACCUCGUGGAGAUACUGGAUGCCUUGAAGUUGAGAAAUUUCAAACUUACUUAG
Molecule: messenger RNA, 612 nt
Organism: Striga hermonthica
Lineage: Eukaryota; Viridiplantae; Streptophyta; Magnoliopsida; Lamiales; Orobanchaceae
Source: the annotation of a GenBank genome assembly